CUGGGGGAGGCAGCUUGAGCUAAGUCAGAAAGGUCCUCUUACUCUGGAACGAGGCUCCGGCAGAGGAGCUGGAGCAGAACAAUAGCGGCAUAAGUGCAGUGGGAGAAAUCACCCGCAGAGACCUGCCCUGGCUGGAGGUGCGGGGACGGGGCUGGCCUGAGGACAGGCGAGGCCGGGAGGAGGCACGGGGCUCCGCGGUGGUACGUGGCACAUCCUCUCUGCCGCUCCCCGUGCCCGACUCUGCCCUCUCCCUCUGGGCAGCCCUGCCACCUGCUCCCCUUGCAUCAGCUCACACGGUUUGAGCCAACUGCUUGGCCAGGAUGAGCUGGAGUUUCCUGACACGGCUCCUGGAGGAGAUCAACAACCACUCAACCUUUGUGGGCAAGAUCUGGCUCACUGUCCUCAUUGUCUUCCGGAUCGUGCUGACGGCUGUUGGGGGGGAGUCCAUCUACUACGACGAGCAGAGCAAGUUCGUGUGCAACACGCAGCAGCCUGGCUGCGAGAACGUGUGCUACGACGCCUUUGCCCCACUCUCCCACGUCCGCUUCUGGAUCUUUCAGAUCAUCAUGGUGGCCACGCCGUCAGUGCUGUACCUGGGCUUUGCCAUGCACCGCAUUGCCCGGAUGCCGGAGAACACGCGGCGCCGGGCUCCGGUGGGCCGUCGGGCACGCAUGCCAGUCGUGCGCCGGGGAGCCGGGCGGGACUAUGAAGAGGCAGAGGAUGAUAAUGAAGAAGACCCCAUGAUUUUUGAGGAGAUCGAGGUGGAGAAGGAGAAAAGCACAGAGGGUGGGGAAAAACACGAUGGCCGGCGCCGCAUCAAGCAGGAUGGGCUGAUGCGUGCCUACGUGCUGCACUUGCUGUGCCGCUCGUUGCUGGAGAUGGCCUUCCUCUUCGGGCAGUAUAUGCUGUACCACUUCGAGGUGAGCCCGUCCUACGUGUGCAGCCGCAGCCCCUGCCCUCACACUGUCGACUGCUUUGUCUCCCGCCCCACCGAGAAGACGAUUUUCCUGCUCAUCAUGUACGCGGUCAGCGGGCUCUGCCUAUUCCUCAACCUCUGCGAGCUCGUGCACCUCGGCGUGGGCCGCAUCCGGGACGCGCUGAGCCAGCCGGACGAUCCCAUGCACCUUGACGACACCAGGCCCGGGCUGCAGUAUGCCAAGAAAGCUCCCAGUGCGCCCCCCACCUACCACUCGCUGAAGAAGGAGCCCCUGAAAGCCUCGCUGCCCAACGGCAAGCUGGACUACGGGGAGACCUUGGCCACCUCGGCGACGGAGCGCUUCGCCCUGGCUGGCGCUCCCCCGGAGCACGAGCUGGACAGGCUGCGCAAGCACCUCCGCCUGGCCCAGGAGCACCUGGAGAUGGCCUUCCACCUCAACCCGCCGCUGGAGACUGCCAGCCCGUCCCGCAGCAGCAGCCCGGAGGCCAACGGCAUCGCCGCUGAGCAGAACCGCCUCAACUUCGCCCACGAGAAGGAGGGAGCCGUCUGCGAGAAAGCCACGGGGCUGUGAGUGCGGCGUGGCACCUCUGGGGCCAUGGAGUUGUCACCCGGAGCGGCCGCCCCUGCGACGCAGCGAGCGGGGCUGGGGACGGAGGUUCUCUCCCGCGGGGCUGCCUGGGGGCGUCCCUCGUCCCGGUGGGCAGGGAUGGGGAAGGGGUCAUGGGGAACAUUCCUUCGCCGCCCUUAAUUUUUUAAAAAAGGGAAUAUCUUAUUUUUGUACGUUUUUAUAAACUUGUCAGUGUGUACCCUGGCAUUUCUAUGCUCUGCCCCUGACUCCUGCUCGAGGCCUGCACCUUCCCUCUCUGUGCCCCACUUCCCUCUCCGCCCAGUCGCAGCGCGGCUCCCGCUCGCGCCUCCCCGUGCCCUGCUGCGCU
This is a messenger RNA of Rhea pennata, 1872 nucleotides long. Its product is annotated as gap junction gamma-1 protein-like. Gene Ontology annotation, biological process: cell-cell signaling. The record is from RefSeq and is a predicted model, not a curated record. Gene Ontology annotation, cellular component: connexin complex. NCBI's taxonomy places the organism in Eukaryota, Metazoa, Chordata, Aves, Rheiformes, Rheidae. The transcript has 3 exons. Bases 321 to 1508 code for a protein of 395 amino acids. Gene Ontology annotation, molecular function: gap junction channel activity.